Messenger RNA from Microtus oregoni (creeping vole), 1996 nucleotides. Its product is annotated as immunity-related GTPase family M protein 1-like. Gene Ontology annotation, molecular function: GTP binding; GTPase activity. Gene Ontology annotation, cellular component: endoplasmic reticulum membrane. Lineage: Eukaryota; Metazoa; Chordata; Mammalia; Rodentia; Cricetidae. The transcript is spliced from 2 exons. Bases 160 to 1329 code for a protein of 389 amino acids. Gene Ontology annotation, biological process: defense response; cellular response to interferon-beta. The record is from RefSeq and is a predicted model, not a curated record.
GAGGAAAUCCAGGAGCUCAGGCUGCCCUUCAGGUGCUCCAGCUCCUGUACUCGCUCUUCCCCAGAGGUCUCCUCUCCUCUAUUCUCUCCCUUCUGAACAUUCUGGACUAGAUUCCAGUUUUCUAAGGCUUCUGAGCAGGUUGCUCCAUUGUUCACCAACAUGGAAGAGGCAGCUGGAUCCCCUGAGGAUAAAGAAUUUACAGGCUUAUCAAAUGCUAUAGCCAUUAACAAAGAAAAAGGUGAUUUAUCUGUGAAAGCUGUCAAGAAUAUGGAGACUGCUGUGGAAAAAGGGAAUUGGGUAGAUGUCGUCUCUGCAGUCAAGGAGAUCAAACAGGAAGCAUCAAGAAAAACAGUGAAAAUUGCUGUAACUGGGAACUCCAGGAAUGGCAUGUCAUCCUUCAUCAAUGCUCUUAGGGAGAUUGGACAUGAGGAAGAGGAUUCAGCUCCCACUGGGGAGGUGAGGAGCACACAGAAACCAGCCCUAUACUCCUCCUCCAAGUUUCCCAAUGUGGAUCUGUGGGACCUGCCUGGCACAGGGGUCACAUCCCAGAGCAUGGAGAACUACCUGGAGGAGAUGGACUUCAACAAAUAUGACCUGAUCAUCAUCAUCGCUUCUGAGCAGUUCAGUUCGAAUCAUGUGAAGCUGGCCAAAGCCAUGCAGAGCAUGAGAAGGAGGUUCUAUGUCGUCUGGACAAAGCUGGACAGGGACCUCAGCACAAGUGCCCUCCCAGAACCCCAGCUACGGCAGAACAUCCAAAAGAACAUCCAGGAAAACCUCCAGAAGGAGGGGGUGGAGGAGCCCCCCAUAUUCCUAGUAUCCAACUUUAGUCCUGAUUCUCUCGAUUUCAUUAAGCUUAGAAUAACACUGACAGAAGACCUCCAUAGCAUCAGGUAUCAUGGUCUCUUCGUAACCCUUUUCCAAGUCUGUGAGGAGAUUAUUAGUAAGAAAGUGGAAUUCAUUAAAGGGAUCAUAAAGGAGAAUAAUUUACAGGAAGGUUUAGGAAUCUCGGAUCCAAAUAAUCUGGUAGAGUGUCAGAAAGUCUUCCAAGAAAACUUUGGUGUGGAUGACAAAUCUCUCCACCAGGUGGCUCUGACUAUGAAUCAGCCGGAUACUUAUUUCACAGAUGCAAUGGAGUCCCAGGUUAUACAGAGGCACCAACAAGAUGGCUCGACACUGUCUGUGCCGCACCAGUUGUCCGUUCGAGUUCUUAACUUUGUCCUUUGCUAUUUUGACUCAAAACACAGGCAACAGGCACAUGUACUUGAUGAAGCUGCUGAGAAAACCAAGAAAAUUCUGCAUAAAAUCUUGAAGGAAACUCUCCUUCCUUAGGAAGGGCAGGCUAACCAAGGUUCUCUCCCCAGCUUUCUACCCGACAUCUACCCCCAGUUGAAUUUAAUUGCUGUAUGGGUAUCAAGUUCCUUGAGGCUAAUAGGCCGACUUUCUUGAUGGGCGUCCCCCUCAGGAAACAGCGCCAUGGGUUUUGCUUUUUACCAUUUAUUUAAUUUUAUUUUAAUUGAACUGUCUGGGAUUCCAAUUUAGGAGACAUUUCCUUUUUCGAAUUGCCCAGAAUUUCACGUCUGACACAUGGUCACCUUGGCACCUAUGACUGAUAUAGUUUCUCUUAGAGGCCUCUUAAUUUUUGCUCCUGUCUUUCCUCUCUCUAUUAUUCCCUCUCGUGCGAGGUGGAGCAUCCUUCGGGAAUGAGGAAGCACUUGUUCCUGCCCACUGUCUGAAAACAUGGCUAGUAGAGGCCUGUUCUCUGACCUGUCCUCGGAUGUGUAAAGAGAGGGGAUUUAACUCUGUACCACUGGUCACGGGAUUCACAAAGCGCUGACUGGAAGACUUCUAGGUCCCCCACACUACCCCUAGUGGUGCCAUGAAUGUCAUGGCCCCUCACACUUCGCACCCACAAUCUCCUAUUGGAUCUGAACUUCUUCAUUUUUCCCUAACUCUCCAGGUCAAACCCCUAUCAAAAUAGACCCUUCUCCCUUCCUCA